Zootoca vivipara (common lizard) is the source of this 2054-nucleotide messenger RNA. It is a transcript of the gene CSPG5, whose product is annotated as chondroitin sulfate proteoglycan 5. Gene Ontology annotation, biological process: cell projection morphogenesis. Lineage: Eukaryota; Metazoa; Chordata; Lepidosauria; Squamata; Lacertidae. Gene Ontology annotation, cellular component: synapse. The record is from RefSeq and is a predicted model, not a curated record.
CCUGGCUCGCCUUCGCCGCCGCCGGCCUGAUGGCGCUGGCGGGCCUCCUCGCGGCCUCUGAGAAACCUGCCGGUUCCCCCAACUCCACGGACGUCCAGGGAGCCCCCUGGCAGAGCAGGUCAGCCGCUGUGAGCAGAGAGCCGCCUCUGAGGAAGGAGCACCCCUUGCCACCGAGACCCAGCGCCUGGCGAGGGGGGAACGCCUCCACCGCCAAAGCCUCGCAGGCAGCCGGAGCGAAGGAAUCUCAGCUCAAGCCACCUGCCGUUCUCCCAGGCGGCGAUGGAGAGGCGGUCGCUUCUGACCCCCCAGCUGCUGGCAGCCCCCCAGGGGCAAGCGUCACGGUGAGGUACUUUUCUGGCGAGAUGGAGGAGGAGAAAAACGUGUCGGGCCUCUGUCUGGGCUGCCCCGGAGGGACUCUCAGCCAGCCUCAGGAGCCUUUUUUGGGGGGACGCGACGGCAAGGGCCCCCUGGAAGCUUUGUCGGGCGGAACAGGAUUUGCCCAGCCAGCGCAGGGGCAGGAGGAGGGGGCGUGGAAGUUACUUGAUGGGAAAGACGGGGCAGCGGGGAGCCCCCGCCCUGCCCUAGAGAGCCAAGAGGAAGCUGGCAGUGGGGACCAGCCCGCCAAGGCCUCCCCAGAUCAGGGGGAGUUGGCAGAACGGACCACGACGCCAAGGUUUGCGCCAGCAGAGACCAGCUCUCCCACAGGCCUGGGCCACAGUUCGGCUGAGGCAGACCUCCUCCUCGACACGUUUGGGGCGGCGGUGCUGCCGUCCCCCACGAGGGCCGACGUCCAGCCCCCCGAGGAGGGCGGGGCGGUCCCAGAGCAAGACUCCGCCCAGAAGGAGGAGCCUCUGGAGCUGUGGGUGGAGUCUUCCAGCAGCUCGCCGGCCGAGGGCGCGCAAGGCCGCACCGACCUGAGCUGGCCGGGUGCCGAGACCCCCCGGACGGCCGUCACGCCUCCGGUCAAGGCCUCCCCGAAGCCGUCGCAGGACCCUCUGGCCUCCGAGAUCAUCGACAUUGAUUACUAUGACCUGUUUGAUGGGGAACGGCUUGGCGGUGCCGGCCUGGACUCCACCAAGCGGAAGCCGGUGGACGACAAAGGGAUGUCCUGGUCCCUGCACGACCUCUACGAUGACUUCACGCCUUUUGAUGAGUCCGAUUUCUACCCCACAACUUCCUUCUACACCGACGGGGAUGAGGAGGACCUGGACGAGCCGGAGGAAGAAGAGGAGGAGGAAGACGGCGGAGGAGGGCUGGCCAGGGAUCUGGAGGACGAGAACGGCUUCCGGGUCCCCACGCCCGCAACACCCAAGGUCCACACCGCCGUCCAGGAAGUGGAGCCCACCAGCCGCCGCUACGUCGUCCCACCUCUGCAGACUUUUGUCAUCUCCGCGGGCGGCAGCAGGGCCACCCCCAGACCCCGUCCGGCGGAGGUUGGCCGGGACCUCGGCCUGUUGGGCGUCGUGGAGAACGGCACAGAAUGCCGUAGUGGUUUUGUCCGGCACAACAACUCCUGCAAAUCCAUGUGCGACACAUUCCCCAGUUAUUGCCACAACGGGGGCCAGUGCUACCUGGUGGAGAACCUGGGGGCCUUCUGCAGGUGCAACACUCAAGACUACAUCUGGCACAAAGGCAUCCGCUGCGAGUCCAUCAUCACCGACUUCCAGGUGAUGUGCAUAGCCGUGGGCUCGGCCGCCCUGGUGGUCCUCCUCCUCUUCAUGAUGACCGUCUUCUUCGCCAAGAAACUCUACCUGCUCAAAACUGAAAACAGCAAAUUGCGCAAGACCAAAUACCGAACCCCCUCUGAGCUCCACAACGACAACUUCUCGCUGUCCACAAUUGCCGAGGGCUCGCACCCAAAUGACGACCCCAAUGCCCCCCACAAGCUUCAAGACCCCUUGAAGUCCUGCCUGAAAGACGAGGAGUCCUUCAACAUUCAGAACUCCAUGUCUCCCAAACUGGACAACGGCAAAGGGGACCCGGACGACGCAGAGGUGAAUUGCUUGCAGAACAACCUGACAUGAGAGCCCAGAAGGAGAGAAAGAAAGGAGAGA